UCCGCGCGGGCAUACUUCACCUGUCCGAAAUCAUGUGCUUUGUAAGCUCCCGACUCGGAAGUUCGCCGCCGAGGUCGCAGUGCACAUUAAAAGCCCGCUUUGAUCGGUCCUGACAAGGAAAGUCGCGAGCUUUAUGCAGACGCGCGAAAUACGAACGCGACCGACGAUAUUCGAUGUCGACUUGAACUGUCGCGAUAAUUGUUUAUGUCGGCUUUGAAUUUGCGAUUGGCGGGUGCACGAUGUGAGGGGAUUCAUUUUUGUGCUGCAGCAUAAUAUGGAGAAUGUGUGAAGUGUUAUGGUGCGGCGAGAUUUUUUAGCGCGAUUUAAAAUGCUUCUGGUAUGGACCGUGCUCAUUGUGAACGUAAUCAGAGGUAAUGGAUUCGAAUCGACCAAUUGCGUCUUUAACUCUAUGUGCUCGUGUUCGGCCGCCCAGGAUGAUCCCGCAAUACUCCACAGCGUUAGCUGUCUGGCGGUGCCAUUCUACAAAUUUCCAAGUAUACCCGAAGCAUCGAUCAGUCAGCUGGAAGUGGUCGGUUCCCUUACGACCAGCCUGGAAGCGGAAAGUCUAUCAAGUUGCCAAAUUCAGGCCUUCAUCCUCAGCAACAACCAUUUGCAAUACGUUUCGGAAAGAGCUUUUAGCUCGUCGUGGAAAAGCCUGACCUCGCUGGAUCUCGGAUACAAUCAGUUAGACGGCGUUCCGUUCGUUGCACUGCGGGAUCUACGUAGUCUGCAAUGGAUUAAUUUACAUGGGAAUCAGGUAUCGACUGUGACCGGCGACUGGUCGCACAUGAAAUCCACCCUGGCCACCCUCUUCUUGGGGGAGAACGACAUCGCCGAAAUGACAGCCGAUUCGACCGCCGCGUCCCCCGUUCCCCAUCAGCAGUUACCCCAUGCCGGCCUGCGUCAACUCAAGGGCCUCAUUUGGCUGAACCUCGACGGAAAUCGGAUUCACAAAAUUCACAAACACGCCCUGCCCCCCGCCUUGCAGACGGUCAGCGUUUCGCAUAAUUUGAUCGAGAACUUUCCGCUCGAUAUUAUCGCCACAAUACCUCAUUUACAAUGGCUGUAUUUACGAGGCAAUCAAAUCCGGACCAUACCGGAACACACGUUCGCCCGGAAGCUGUGGCUCGAGAAGAUCGAUCUUAGCGAGAACCACGUCAAAGCCUUGCCCAGGAAACCGUUUAAUAACUCGAUUUACAUCAGAGAUUUGAACAUGGCGUCCAACGACUUUACGACAAUCACCGACGACAGUUUCGCGGGGUUGGACUGUCGCAGGAUCAUUUUAUCUUACAACUUGAUCGAGAACGUCGACGACGGCGCCUUCAACGGAAUCGUCGACACGCUGGAGUAUCUGGAUUUGGACCACAACAACCUAAAGCAAGUGCCACUGGCGGUGACGCUGCUAACCUCGCUGAAAUACCUCUACCUAUCGUUUAAUUCGUUGAGCGAGAUAUCCGGCGACGCGUUGGAAAACUUCAGCCACAGUUUGAAAGCGAUCAGCUUAAGCGGCAACAACCUGCCGCAAAUCCCCUCGGAAACUUUAAGGAACUGCUCGAAAAUCUCCUAUUUUAAUAUCGGUUUUAACAAGAUCUACGACAUAGAGGACGGCGACUUCUCCGAAUGGGGCUCGGGCAUUCAAACUUUGAUACUAAAUAACAACCGUAUCACCAAUUUGAACGGUAAAAUAUUCGCGGACCUUCCCGAGCUGCGCGAGCUGAGCCUCAGCUUCAAUCCGCUGAGAUUCAUCGAGACUGACGCGUUUUACGGCCUCGACGGUCUCGAAACUUUGGAACUGUCGUUCAGCAUGGACCGCGACGACUUGCCCCACGAAAUUUUUCAAAGUUUAACGCGACUGCAGUUCCUGUCCCUCGACCACAAUAACUUCCACGAGAUUAACCCGGAAUCGUUCGACCCGUUACGGGAACUCGCCUAUCUCAACCUCGAAUCGAACAAAAUCCACCUGAUUCCGCCGAAACUUUUUAAACCGGACACACAUUCCAAUCUAAAAGACGUCAGAUUUUGCAAUAACGAGCUCGCAUUCAUUUUAUCGGAUACGUUUCGAUCGCUGAGCAAUCUGGAAACGGUCGCGCUCUCCGAUAAUAAAAUUAAAUACCUUCAAAUUGGGAGCUUUAGCGAUCUGCCGCGGCUUAACAAAUUGAUCCUGUCCGACAAUUCGAUAAGUCGCAUCAGCACGGGCGCUUUUUCGAAUCUGUCUUCCCUGACCAAACUAGACUUGCAGUCGAAUCAAUUGGCCGAGAUAUCGUUCAAGCAAUUCGUCAACGUGACCGGCCCGCUCUUUUUGAACCUAAGCCGUAAUCAGAUGACAGCUUGCAAUUCCGACAGGAAAAUGCUCAAGCUCGAAGUUUUGGACCUAAGUCAUAACCACUUUGCCGCCAUUCCCGAGUGUUUGGAGUACACGGCGUUCCUCAAGAAACUCCACUUGGACUUCAAUGUAAUAUCGUCCAUCGGGUACAACGCUCUGAUGCACCUCACAUCGUUGGAGCACCUCGGACUACGCAAGAACAAAGUAAUGCUCAUCGACAAAAAGGCUUUCUUCGGACUGCAGAGCUUGCAAAUUUUAGACCUGUCCGGAAAUCUAAUCGGCCAUCUCCAUGCUGGUCAAUUUUCCGAUACGCCCAAGCUACGCGUCCUCAACCUCAGCGGUAACAGUCUAAGUUACCUGCCGAAGGACGUUUUCAGCAAUACGCUGGUCGAAAUGAUCGAUUUGAAUUACAAUUCGUUCUCGGUGGUUCCGAGUUUGAGUCUCGCGGACGUGGGCUUUACUCUGCGGCACCUCUCGAUGCGAUCCAAUAACCUGGAGCACAUAGAUAUAACAACGUUUCCGGACAUGCCGUAUUUGCACCACCUGGACUUGAGUGGAAAUAAGCUGACGAUUCUGCCGGACAACGUGUUUACGAGUCUCGGGCUUCUGCAAACUUUGGAUUUGAGUUCGAAUCCCUUGCGGGCUAACUUCAAGGAACUCUUCCACUACGCGCAAAGUUUAAAACACCUCAACUUAGCAGACACCGGGAUUACGUCUACUCCGCACUUUCCUCUGCCGAAUUUGGUCCAUUUGAACCUCUCGCAUAACCAUAUACAGGCAAUAAACAAAAACGCGGUUCAGGAACUGAACAAGCUCAAAGUUCUCGACUUGAGUCACUCCAGUCUCGCUUAUAUUCCGUCGCACCUCUGGAUACAUUUGCCGAAUUUGAAAAGUCUCGAUAUAUCGUAUAAUCCGAUAAAAGAAAUAACCGUCGAUAGCCUCCACGGACUGAAAAGCCUGCAGGUUUUAAACAUUCAACACUUAAAAAGGAUUUCCAAAUUCGAAAGCAAGGCACUUAUCCAAUUGAGGAUUCUGUCGGAACUCUCCAUGCAGACGUGGCCCAGCGUCGAGCAUUUCUACGACGAAUUCUGUUACCUGCUUUCGCACUUGAAUCAGCUACGAGUGCUCCGGGUGAUUUUCAUCGAGCAUAAGCUCGAAGAUCAGUUGUCGUGUUUGACCAAUCGAAAAAUCACGAAUAUACAGAUUACCGGGCGGAAUUUGAGAAUUGUCGAGAAGGACGCUUUCGCGAGAUUAGUGCGAAACCCUAGUUUAAGUAUAAAAAUAUCGGGGACUCAAUUGUCCGAAUUACCGAGCGGAUUGUUCUCGAAUAUGGACAAAAUUUCGUACCUAUCGAUAGAUUUAAGUUACAACAUGUUGAGUUCGUUAAAUCCGGAGACAUUUUAUGGCAAUUCAACAACGUGGGAUAACAUCGGAACUACGUUGAUCACUGGUGGUCUUCGUUUAGCUGGCAAUCGUUUUCGAUGCGGCUGUCAUCUCGCUUGGCUAGGCCAUUGGCUUCGCCGUUGGACCAGAGAAAGCCUUCAAGCUCACAACGUACCGGUGGAGCUCUCGUUAAAAGUGCACGAAGUGGCCAAAGAGGCCACAUGCUGGGACUCGAGUACGCAGCUGCACGUACCCAUAAUCAGACUGCCUCCCGUCGAUAUGAGUUGCCAAGCUAGUGCCCUAAGUAGUCGAGCUAGGGAUAGAUCCACCAGCGGGUUUAUGGUGAUAUUAUGUAUAGCUACGGUUAUAGUUUUCAGGUCGUGUUAGUGGCGCGAGUGCUAUAUAUAUAAACUCGAGUGCACAAACAAUGGGGGCUGAACAAUUUUGAUAUUAAGUUGUUUUUAUUUUUGGUAAGAUUCUGAUCCUGACAUGUAGAAGAGAAUGGGGCUAUCGGCAGGCAUGCUCAUGAUAGGAAGCGUAAAAAGGUAUAUUACCUAAAGGCUGUGUUGAAAAACUUAGUAGCUGUCACUCCGUACUUUUGUAUGUAAUCCUGGUUAAUUUCAUCAUUCAUCAAAUUUCGAUAUACUCUUACUAAGAUUUACAUUGGCAUAAGCUCUGUAACUUUUUUUCAGCAAAAUUUUAUUACAAUAAAACACACAAUUAAAGGAAGAAAAAAGGAUGAAAUCACAAUGUUUUAUUUAAUAAUUAAUUAAUAAUAAUUAAUUUUCCUUCUACUUCAGCCCAAAAAUGAAAACGCUAAAUAAGAUCAAAAGUUGUUAUCUUUUGGAAGUCGCCGAUUUUUGUGCACCUUCAUAUAGGUACGCAAUUUUAUUUUGGCGUUUCGAGUAUAUUUAUUUUUGAGAAAAGGUGGCGCUAGGUUGAAACCAGAAGUUGACCGGAACAGACUGACGGAUAUUUUUGGUAGAUAAAUGAAAUUUUCAAAAAUAAUAUUAAACACAAUAGAUGGUUUGUUAUUUUAGUUUACUAUGUAAAUCCGAAAAAUGAACACUAUGCAGACGUUAAAAUUCGCCGAUUUAAGACGACCUAGUAUUAUCCCAAAUUGGUUCAUUUAGUUUCACUUAGUGGAGGUUUUCUUACAUUUUAUAGAAACGUAAAUAUUAAUCGAUAGCUAUUUUUUAUAAUAUCCUUUAGACUUUAGACCUUUAUAGUAUAUAUCUAAAGAAGUGUCAAAUGUUUUCUGCCCAAGAAAAAAAUUAAUUAGUGGAAAACACUAAUGACUAAUAGUAAACCAAAGCAAAGUGUAGGCAUUCAGAUUUAUUUUUAAAACGUAUAAAACCAAAUUAAGAAGGGAACAAAAAUUAAGUAAAUGAAAAUACGGAGAUAGUUUAAUUUUGUAUGAUUAUAAAUUUAAAAUUCUCGUCAAUGAAAAGCUAUGAGUAUUGCCCAUUAAAAUAGACAGUGAAAAUAUGUAGAAUUUUUUUAGCAGAAGUUACGUACAAUUCCUAAACGAGCUUCAAAAUGUAAAAAGUACGAUGCUUAAAACAGCCUAUUUUAACCGUCAGCAGCUUAUAACAUAAAGUUGCAUACUGCACUGUAUUUUUCGGAUACGUUUUGUCAUUUCAGUUGCAGAAAUAUCCCUGCCAAACAGCAUCUGAAAUAUUUUUAUUUUGGUACCGGAUAAUUUCUUAUGGACAUAUUUUUUCGUUUUCAUGUUAAUUAAGCUUGUAUAAACAAAAUCGUUGAUUUUGUAAAUAUAUUGUAAUCAAAGUGACUAUUUUAUGUAAAUGUACAGUGAUGAAAAUCGAUUGUUCUGUCCACACAAAAACAAAUCAAAAAUGUAACAAUAUUUUUAUCAAAGUGUUGGGAUAAACAAUUUCAUACUCAAACAACGAUUUAUGAAUAUAAGAAACCCAAAAGAGUUUCUUCUCUCGAACAUUUCUUUGUUUAAAAAUUUAGUCUUCAGUUCAAAUAAUUAUUUUUUUAAAAGUUUGGAUCUUCUAGAUAUGUUAUCAAAAUCUGUUAAUAAUUAUGUAUUUAUAAUUCACUCUAUUAACGUGUAUUUUAGUUUUCCUACUCCCUUCUUUAAAAUUAUACACCGAUCUAGCGUGCGGAAAGCGUCACUUUACCACGUAAGUUUCUUGUCUGAUUCUUUCGGAGAUUUUACCACACGGUUUGAAUUUUGACGUUUGUCAAUUGUAGGGGUCUGUUUUCUACUUCCUUCGGACAUUUGCGGUAUAUUACGACACGGGUUUGGGAGCAAUCGGGUGUUUUCGGAGAUUUUACCACACGGCUUGAAUUUUGGCGUUUGUCAAUUUUAACGGUCAUGUCAGUGAAUAUAUCCGUGUUGUUUUGCAAAAAUGUACCCAAAAACUAAAAAAGUAUAGUACGCAACAGGUAUGGUAGACUUUUGCUGUUUAGCGCACGUAUUGAAAAAUAUAGUACUAAUAAAUUGUUGUUUGAAUAUCUAAUUGAACUGUCAAACUAUAUCGCCAUGGCGUGCGGGAAGCGUCAGUUUCGUUUCCCACGAAUCCGAGCCACUUCGGACAUUUCCGGGAUUUUACAGCACGCGUUUGGGAGCAGUCGGAUGUUUUCUGAGAUAUUUCUCACGUUUUGAAUUUUGACGUUUGUAAUUUCUGAACAGUCAUGUCAGUGAAUGUUUUCGUGUUUUGCGAAAAUAUGCCGAAAAAUUAACGGUCCUAGAAAAAGUAUAGUAUGCAACACGUUUGGUAAACUUUUUAAGUCAUUCGUUUAUUAAACACUCGCUCCGCUCGUGUCAAAUAAACUCGUGAGUCAAAUGCCGUUUACCGCACUUGUUGCAUAAUAUACUAUUUUCUUAUCGCAAUAAAAUACGGGGUAUUCCAUUUAAAAUUAAUUAUUUUGUAAACAUCCUAUACCAUAAUAUGAUAUAGCAUGCCUUUAUCGCCCUGUAAACCAAAUUUCAGAUUUUCAGAUUCAGAUUAAAAUGGUUGAAAAAAAAUUCUCUUUAUUUCCAAAUAAUCAUAAGAGAUGUCUUACACAGAAAGUUUCAGAUUUUUUCAUAAAAUCUAAAAAUGUAAUAACGGCACAUUCCAUUUAAAAAUGUCCCAAAUAUUUUUAAAAACAUCAUAGUUUUUAAAUAUCUAACUUCCAUUCUCCAUAUACAAUAGGUCGUCGAGUUUGGGGAACCCUGUAUGAAAAUAUAAUCUGAUAGACCUCCAUUAUCCACUUGUCUCUUCAAACAUCGUUUUUUAUGCUUCGGAUAAAAAAUGGCGAACAUUCUUACGAUUAUUUUAAUCCAUUUCCAGCAUUUAAUUUCCUGUGUUCCACCCAGUACAGUACAAAAAGCUUAGACACGCAAAGGUAAAAAAAGAGAAAAACGAAAUAACCAUUUUUCACAACUUGCCAAACACCGCACUCACGCGAAUU
Molecule: messenger RNA, 7132 nt
Organism: Cylas formicarius (sweet potato weevil)
Lineage: Eukaryota; Metazoa; Arthropoda; Insecta; Coleoptera; Brentidae
Product: chaoptin
Exons: 6
Coding region: 296-4093 (1265 amino acids)
Molecular function (GO): protein binding
Source: RefSeq, a predicted model, not a curated record